Molecule: messenger RNA, 569 nt
Organism: Austrofundulus limnaeus
Lineage: Eukaryota; Metazoa; Chordata; Actinopteri; Cyprinodontiformes; Rivulidae
Gene: ddt
Product: D-dopachrome tautomerase
Exons: 3
Coding region: 134-490 (118 amino acids)
Molecular function (GO): phenylpyruvate tautomerase activity
Source: RefSeq, a predicted model, not a curated record
ACGAUUUAUUUUGAAAGGUUCAACCGGAACAAGUAUUAUUUUCCGGUUACAUUCUGCUGUUGAACACCAGUUUUCUUCUUCCAUAUUAAAAAAAGUGACCCGCAAGUUUCAGUCCACAUUCCCACCAUUAAAWAUGCCUUUUAUCGACCUCCAGACGAAUCUUCCGUCCGGCUCGUUUUCUGAGGACUUCCUGAAGCGGUUCUGUUCGGCCGCGGCGGCGGCUCUGGGCAAACCGGAGGACAGGAUGAACCUGGUGGUGAGUCCCGGGCUGCCCAUGCUGAUGGCUGGUUCCUGCUCGCCGUGUGUGCUGGUCUCCGUGUCGGCCAUCGCAGUGACCGACACCGCCGAGAAGAACAAGGAGCACAGCGCCAAGAUCUUCCAGUUCCUGACCAAAGAGCUGGGUCUGACCGAGGACAGGAUUGUGAUCCAGUUCCACGCCCUGCAGCCUCACCAGGUGGGGAAGAAAGGAACCGUCAUGAGCUUCCUGUGAAGAAGUCCUUGUUCUGAAAACAAAAGUUCUGUUUGUGUUUCUGAAAUGUUUUUAUUAAUGAAGACCAACGUGAAGCAAA